Messenger RNA from Siniperca chuatsi (mandarin fish), 4101 nucleotides. It is a transcript of the gene rrn3, whose product is annotated as RRN3 homolog, RNA polymerase I transcription factor. Lineage: Eukaryota; Metazoa; Chordata; Actinopteri; Centrarchiformes; Sinipercidae. The transcript has 17 exons. Bases 268 to 2100 code for a protein of 610 amino acids. Gene Ontology annotation, cellular component: nucleus. Gene Ontology annotation, biological process: transcription initiation at RNA polymerase I promoter. The record is from RefSeq and is a predicted model, not a curated record. Gene Ontology annotation, molecular function: RNA polymerase I core binding; RNA polymerase I general transcription initiation factor activity.
GAAGAAGAAUGUAUUCACUUCCGUAAGUACGCGGUUCUCUCCACGCGCUUGUUUAUGUUCGGCAUGGUAUGGCAUUUAUUUUCAAAACAUUGUAAUAACUUUACAAAAAUCAUUAACAUUCGACUGUUAAUGACCUUACCGAAUAAAAAUGAGACCACGGCCUUUUCCUCUUCAGCUGAAUCUUUUAGCGUAAAGACAGCCAACGUUUGCUAGCAUCUCAAAAACCAGCCAGCGUUCACGUUACUUCUUCCAUGAGCGCGGAGAAACAUGGAGACACACGGCCGGGACUUUUUGAACACUCCUCCUGUUAAGACUGUCAGGUUUGGAGGGAGUGUUGUGGAGACGUUAGCUAAACAUAAACAGGGAGACUCCGGUGACUAUGAGCUGCUGAAACACCAGCUGGCUGAUCCAGAGAUAAAGGAUGCUCAGAUCAUCAACUGGCUACAAGAAUUCCGGAGCUGUGUGACCCAGCUAACCAAGGACCAUGAGCAGCUCAUCUAUACUGUCCUGAGGCUUCCGUGGGUGGGCCGGAGCCAGGCUGUGGUGGAGGAGUACAUGGCCUUCCUCAGUAACCUGGUCUCAGCACAGACUGUCUACCUGUGUGCCUGCCUCAAGAUGGUGGUCUCCCACUUCACUCCCAAGAGAGUGACCGUCUGUGAAGGAGGAGUCGAUAUCUCUGAUUCAGAUGAUGAAGAUGAGAACCUCCCCAGAAACUUCGAUCAGUGUCACCAGGCGUUGCAGCUCAUCACCAGAUAUGUUCCAUCCACGAGUCGCUUCCUGAUGCCCAUUCUCCAAGAGAACUUCCCCUUCGUACAGAAAUCCUCCAGAACACUGGAGUGUUAUGUCCACAACCUCCUGAGGGUGACCAUGUACAUUCCGUCAAUUCGACGAGACGUACUGGAGGUGAUCAUCGGAAAGAUGCUCAAACUGGAUGUAAGUGCAUCCCGCUCAGACAUUGAGGAGGCAGAAGAGAAUGCAGCGCAGAAUCAGCGGGCAGAGGAGCGGACUGAGAAGGGACUCUUUGACAUGGAUGAGGACAUGUCAGCAGAUCACCCCUCCAGGACGGCUGUGAUGGCCCACCCGGUGGCUGAGAGGCUAGAUACUCUCAUGGCUGUCCUGAUGGCUUACAUCAAAGAUGUCUGCCAUGUCAAUGACUCUCUUCAUGUGGAAAGGACUAAGGAGCUGUACAGAGAUUUGCUGAAUGUGUUUAACAAGCUCAUUCUGCCCACACAUGCUUCCUGUCAUGUCCAAUACACACUCUUUUACCUCUGCAGCUUCAGACUGGCCUUGGCCGAGGCCUUCCUGGAUCACCUGUGGAAGAUCCUACAGAGCCCCUCUCAGCCUGCUGUCCUCCGCCAGGCUGCUGCCGGAUACCUGGGGAGCUUCCUGGCCCGAGCCAAGUUCAUCCCUGUGCUCACUGUGCGGGCCUGUCUGGACCUGCUGCUGUCCUGGAUCCAUCGUUACAUUGACAGCCAGGACAGCAGUGGCAGACAGGCCUGCUGUGACAUCAGCCUGCACGGCCCCUUCUACACCGCAUGCCAGGCCGUCUUCUACACACUCAUCUUCAGACACAGAGCCAUGCUGGAGGGCAACAUGAAGAAAGGUCUGGAGUACCUGCAGAGUCUGAACCUGGAGCGGGUGGUGAUGUGUCAGCUGAACCCCCUCAAAGUCUGCCUGCCUUCAGUCACCAGCAUGUUUGCUGCCAUCACCAGGAAUUAUCAGGUGGUGUUCUGCUACACCAUCAUAGAGAGGAACAACCGCCAUGUGCUGCCGGUGGUCCGCAGCUCUGCAGGGGGAGACUGUGUGACCACCAACACCAACCCUCUGGACAGCUUCUUCCCCUUCGACCCCUACCUGCUCAAGAGGUCUGGUCAGCUGAUUGAGCCACUGUACCAGGUCUGGGAGGAACUAGCAGACACAGAGCUGCUUCCCACCAAAACAGGCCAACAGUGCUCGAGGGAGGAUGAGGAUGACUUCCUGUGUGGCGAGACACCGCAGACCGAGGGCAUCGUGGGAAUGAUGCCCAGCUCCUACGACUCGAACCUCUGCAGCCCGAGCAGCAUGGGUUCGCCCCCCAUCGCCUUUCAGAGACCAUUCUAGUUCCUCGUCAUGGUCUGUUCUGUUCUGAUGGACCACCCUGGGUUUGACACAAACUCUCUGAGUCCAGGAGCUUCUGAGGCGCAGACACCCCAGAGGUCGGACCUCUUCUUCCCUCAGCAGAGCGAGAGCUGCCACUCUAAAGACUCCUCCCCUGAUAAUUCACGUCAGUUUACGAGGAACAAAUACACGACCUGAAGGACACAUACUCAUCUGUGUAGUGUUUUCAUUUUAAGGCCGUUAACGGACUACACCUUCUCAUUCUGACUUUUCUACCUGAUCAGUCGCAGUUCAGGCCGUGGCGGCAUGAGCAACCGUGUGGAAACUCCAGUGAAAGCAACGGUGUCAGUGAGAGAGCCCCAAACUCCUGAUGAUCAAAGACAAGUCAAUAUUUUGAAUAUUUUCUUAAAUGAAUCCUACAUAGACUGUUGUGGAGACGCCCUCCGCUUUUCUCAGUUUGUUCUGUCUGAGAGAAAAUUCAACUGAAAUUAAAUUAUUGAGCUUGAGAGGUUGGAAUAUUGUGUGGGCAGUAAAAUAUGGUAAGUAAUUGUAUUUGUUUAUUUUUUGAAACUUAUACUAAAACCUGGUGCUGACUACACAAAGAGACAUUUCUGAGAUCUGAGACAAAAGCCCUGGUGUCUGCACUGAAUGCAUGCUUGGCCCGUCACGAUGAGCCCUGGAGUUGAGUCCGUUUGAGACGCGUCUUCGCCUCACAGUGAGCUGUCCCGGCUGCUGCCACGCGUUUCAUUUUCAAGCAGCCAAACGUAGAAUGCUCCUGUACCUGAGCACCUGGGGGUGAGUCGGAGACAGGAGAAGUAGCCAACGACACAGUGCAGCGCACUGCCACUAAUAUUAACAAGCUUCAUGGGAAAUGAAAAGGAGAUGCAGUGACUUAACAAGAUGCAUUAAAUAUAUACGCAAGCCUCUGCAACAGCACAGGGAGAGAAGCAGGUCCAGCAGGUCCAGCAGCUCCGCACAGAGAAGGUGGAAGGUGGAGAUGGUGUUGAUGGUUAAUGCAGUCACAAAAUGUGUAGUGAUUUUACAGUUUAUUAAACGUCAGGUGAAGUGUAUCACAACACAAACCACAGCCUGUUGCUGAUUGCUGGGCUGGAUGUAAACUAGGGGGUCACAUCUUUUCAAGCCUGACUUAAAACAGUAGUCACGCGGCCAUGCACAUUCACAGCCCAGCUGGUCGCUUUACUGAGCGAGGCUUCAGCGGGCCGAGUUAGCGCAUCACAUUGUUCGAGCGUUUCAGUAGCAAAUGUCUUCGUUGUGUUAACUUGCUGAAUGCUGUGAGGGAAUAGUAACACAACUAGGGGAUUCCUUGCUAAAAAGACGAGCCCCACUGACGUCUUACUGAGCCUGCCGAAGCCACGUUAGCCUUUUUUCACAGAGAGACAACUGUGGAUUUUGUGUCCAGUGUGGACAGCGAAGCGACCCACAGUGCUUUCAGCGUGCAUGUGGGCAUGUGAGUAUUGUUGGCAGACCUGAAAAAAAGUGAACUUAUCCUUUAAGACACUGAGCAUUGUUGUUCUCCAGUUCUUUCUAAGAACUGGUGUUUAGUUAGGCUAUUUAUUUUAAGUAGUUUAUUAAUGUUUACUAAUGUGUGUCUGUAUUUGUGUGGUGCGCUUCCUCUGUCUGAUGCCAUGGAGAUUUCUGUAAAGUGAAUUCAUGUUUCUUUUCUCCACCACAACCUGGCUCAUGUAAAUAACUUCGGUUUGAUUCAAGCCCUGCCGGUGUCCGGGACAGAAUGCAUCGCGUUCACCACAGUUGUGGAUCUGGAAACUGGAAUAAUCUUGUCGUCAGUACUCGUUGUCUGAGAUCGGUUGUGCAGCACAGUAACCCUGGGUUUUGAAAGUCUUGUAGUCUGCACGAGGCUUUAGUUCCUUCUGUGGGUUUAUUUCAUAUCACUUCCUCCCUUUUUAUUAUGAAAACACUGCUUUAGUACUGUAAGUAGUGGAAAUAAAAUGUUAGGAAACUGGAAUAAACACGACAUCACAUUCA